Pyrgilauda ruficollis (rufous-necked snowfinch) is the source of this 2294-nucleotide messenger RNA. RefSeq names its product tRNA nucleotidyl transferase 1 (gene TRNT1). The transcript is spliced from 7 exons. Bases 115 to 1413 code for a protein of 432 amino acids. Gene Ontology annotation, biological process: RNA processing. Gene Ontology annotation, molecular function: nucleotidyltransferase activity; RNA binding. The record is from RefSeq and is a predicted model, not a curated record. Lineage: Eukaryota; Metazoa; Chordata; Aves; Passeriformes; Passeridae.
CGGCCCCGGGGCGGUGCCGCUCCGCGAUCCGGCGCCGCUCUGAGCUCAUCGCCCGGCGCCGCCGAUGCGGGAGCUGGGCCCCGGUGAGUGAGCGAGGGGCGGCCGUGGCCGCGGAUGUGGGCUGAGCUCUGGCUUGUGCCCCGCAGGGCCGGGCUGCGGCUGCUGCGGCGGCGGCACGGCGGGAGCGGCACCGGCGCCAUGAGGCUGCAGGCGCCGCAGUUCCAGGCGCUCUUCACGCCGGGGCUGCGCAGCGUGGCCGAACUGUUUGAGAAGAAGAACUAUGAGCUGAGGAUAGCAGGAGGGGCUGUGAGGGAUUUACUGAGCGGAGUGACACCACAAGACAUCGAUUUUGCCACCACAGCCACACCAGCAGAGAUGAAGGAAAUGUUCACAGCAGCUGGGGUUCGUCUGAUCAAUAACAAAGGAGAAAAACACGGAACCAUCACUGCCAGGCUCCAUGAACAGAAUUUUGAGAUCACCACUCUCCGAAUAGACGUUGUCACCGACGGGCGGCACGCAGAGGUGGAGUUCACCACGGACUGGCACAAGGAUGCUGAGAGGAGGGACCUCACUGUCAACUCCAUGUUUUUAGGUUUGGAUGGGACACUCUAUGAUUUCUUUAAUGGCUAUGAAGACUUGAAAAACAAGAAAAUCAGAUUUGUGGGGAAGGCAGCUGAGAGAAUACAAGAAGAUUAUUUAAGAAUCCUGAGAUACUUCAGAUUUUAUGGAAGAAUUGCAGAGAAACCUGGAGAUCAUGAACCUAUUACACUGCAAGCAAUUAAAGAAAAUGCCAAAGGCUUGGCUGGAAUAUCAGGAGAAAGGAUUUGGGUGGAACUAAAAAAAAUUCUUCUUGGAAACCAUGUCAAUCAUUUGGUUCAGCUUAUGUAUGAGCUGGAUAUUACCCAGUACAUAGGGCUACCACUUGAUGGAAAUUUAGAGGAAUUUGCCAGAGUCAGUAAAAACAUCCAAAAUCUGUCUCCAAAACCCAUGACUGUCCUGACGUCCUUGUUCAAGGGGAAGGAUGAUGUCACAAACCUGGACCUGAGGCUGAAAAUCUCCAAGGAAGAAAAGAACCUUGGCCUUUUCUUGGUGAAGCACAGGCAGGAGUUAACCAAAGGCUCAGGGCCAGAACCACUUAGACCAUACCAGGACUUCCUGAUGGAUUCUAGGGAAGCUAACACCAACUCCAAGAUCUUUGAGCUCCUGAAGUACCAAGGAGAGGAGCAGCUUUUGAAAGAAAUGCAGGAAUGGACUGUGCCCUCCUUCCCUGUCAGUGGGCACGAUCUCAGGAAGAUGGGGGUGUCCUCUGGGAAGGAGAUUGGGACAGCACUGCAGCAGCUGAGGGAUGAGUGGAAAAAGAGUGGGUACCACAUGGAUAAAGAGGAACUGCUGAGCUGCCUGAAGAAGCUGUAAAGUGAAUAAUAACAGAACUGUUUGUGCCCUGAUCUGAGUGGAACUGAGCUCCCAGGAAACUGAGCCUCUCACAGCCAACUGGGCAUCUGUCACAUUUAACAUUUUCGUUACUAAUUCCUAACUUCUGCAAGGAGAGGUUUCAUUUUGUAAUAAUGUAAAACACUGUUUGCCAAAUCUCACCUUCUCAACCUCUCUUUGCUAUUAGUGAUAAAUAUUUACUAUUUUAUCAUGACUUAGGGCACGAGAGGUGACAGCAAGAUUUUUUUCCUUCUGACUGUCUAUAUCAAAAAAAAAACAAAAUCCCCCAAAAAGGUUGUUUGCAUCCUCUAGAUAAAAUCAUGGAGGGGUUUUUAUGUGCCUAGGAGAAUGUGUGGAAAUAAUGGGCUCUACCUUAACUCUUUUUGUACUUAAAGCUGGAUAACAGAUGGAAAAACUCACUCCAGCAGUUCCCAACAGCCUUGCCAUGGAAAACCAGGCUGUUUUCUAGGACUGUUUUUAUUUUCCAGAAUUAGUUUUAGGUUAAAGGGAUGAUUUGGCUGAGUGAGUAUCAUGAAUUUUCAGUAGUUUUUCAGUAACUUAUCACUGAGUAAACUAAAUCCACAGCAAGCUGGUGAAGGUUCUACAUUGUAUUUUCAACUUCAGGUGUGAGACAAACUAUUAAUGUUAAUUAACAGGAACAAGGGGAGAUCUAGCUCCUUGUCUUGGGGAUUUGGGAAUUGGGAGCAGAGCUAUUCCUGAGCUUUAUGAAUGUCUUCCUAUCCCUGGGGUUUUUGGUGUGCUGUUAAAAAGUCUCUUGGAGCAGCUCUUGUGUGUAUAAAUCUUAUUGCAGGUUGAACUUUUCCUACACAACCAUGGUAACAAAUAAAAUCCUUUGGAUUUCA